Messenger RNA from Closterium sp. NIES-65, 1611 nucleotides. NCBI's taxonomy places the organism in Eukaryota, Viridiplantae, Streptophyta, Zygnematophyceae, Desmidiales, Closteriaceae. The record is from the annotation of a GenBank genome assembly.
AUGUCUGCUGGCGAUCUUGCCUUGCUAGCCGUCUCACUGGGAUGGGCGCCACGUGAUUCGCCCUUAUUGGCGUCUGCCCGGUUUCCCUCCACCCUAGUUCCUCUGUUUAUCUGGCUUUCUCUCUGGCCACAGCUGCCGCCAGGCCUCCUUGCCCUGCCCUUCCGCGCGCACCCCGCCUGCCGCGCCCUCUCCCCGUCACCAGCGCUUGUCCCCGAGUUCCUACUGGCGGGUUUCCCGCCGCUGCCUCCGCUGCGCGUUCUCGCAGCAGCCUCUGCCGCGCUGUUCCUUCUCGGCGACGGUCAAUCACGGUCACCUGCUCUUCUUCUACGACCGCCGCCCCGUCUUUCGCUUCGGCCCCCGCCCGUUCCACUCUUUCGUGGGGCCGAUCCGCUACGUUCCCCGUACCUGAUGACGGGUAGGCGCCGACCGCCUUGGCGUGAGGUGAUCGUGGCGGCGGGAUCUCCUGCUGCGCCCACCCUACCAGCGGCCCCGGGCGGGCAGGUGCCAGCCCUGUUCCGAGCCGUCGCGGACUGCCUGACUGCGGGUGUUGGCGCCGCAUCUUCUUCGAGCGCGCCUGCUCGGCCACGGGAGCCGGUGUACUGCUCCCCGCGUGGGCUCACUUAUCCGUUUCUCCGUGCGCGCGGCCAUUCGUUCCGUCGUCGUCGCCCCCCUCGCCCGCCCCUGUCCGGCCAGGCUCGUCCUCGACCUCAGCUACACGCGCCGGCCACACGGUCCCAGCCGUUGCAGCUACCUUCGGCCUGGUCUCAGUCCGCAUCGUCCCGCUCGGAGGCGCCGGCGCAGUCUGCGCCGCUAGCCCCUCUGCCGCAGCCUCCCCCUCUAGCGCCGGAGUCGGCGUUGCCUCCGGUGACAUGUCCUUCCGUGCCCGUCCCUCCGCCGCCUCAGCCCGAUUCCGCACCUCUGGUUGGCGCGCAGGCGCAUCCCCCGACGUCUGCCCCAGAGCCCGACGCAGGCGCGGCGCCGCCACCUCCUCAGCCGUCCGCUCCGCCUCACGCGCCGCCCGCGUCGGGGCCGACUCCCGUUGCGCCGCUUGCAUAUUCGUACCCACCCCGGUUAGAUUUGGCGGAUCUCACACCUCUUGGCCCCCGGGGGCUUCCUCUCCCUGUUCCCGCUCCUCAUGGGCCUCAGCCCCAGCACCCUCUAGUUCCGGGGUCUCGCCUCCCUGCGGCUCGGCUUGGAUUUCAUCAGCCUGUGCCUGGAAUCUCCCGCGGCUACUGGAGCGAAGACGAGGUGCCUGGCACCACUCAUGACCCUGAGCCGCGGCCUGGAGACGGGGCUUACCAGUCCCGUGGCAUGCACCUGGCGGAGGUUGGCCGCUGCGUGACAGAGCUGUCGUUCGUGCUUGACCUCCUGCAUGGCGCCCUUCACUCGCGGGAGGUGGUGGCGCGGGAUCCGCAGAUGAAAGAAGACCAGCAGGGACGGGUGCGACGUGCAGUGUCGAGUGCGCUGUGGGAUGUCCUGCAUCUGCCGCUUGAGCCUGCGGACCCAUUGCUGGACGAUGGGACUGGCGCUGCGACUUUCCGCUUGGUAGCCAAGGCUGCUGAGGAGUCCCGGCUUGGGAUCGUCCCUGCGAUCGCGUGUGUGCUCCGGUAG